AUGCAGCUCUGCUUAGCUGAUCCUUCUGCAGAUCCACCUUGUCCUUCUAAUCGUUCAUGUGAUUCAGUAGAGACCAGGACAACUGAUCUGACAAUGCCCUCCAUUAGCCCAGAACAACCACCUAUCGAACCAAUUAACAAUUAUCCUCAACGAGAACUUGCCAUCAAGCGACAUUAUGAUCAGGGAACCAGACCAGAUCUAGUCGCAGAGAUGGAGAAGUGGUACUCAAUGACAGACAGAUAUGGAUUUCUUCAAGAUACUCCAAUCACUGACAGGCAAAGGCAAAAAGAAGUCGAACGGGCAACCAAAUGGGCUGCCAUGGCCAAACACAGGGUGCUGCACAAAGAAGAUGUUCACUAUUUCCCUGUGACCAAAAAGUUUAUUCAAAGAGUCUACAAGGGAAUUCCUGAUUGUUGGAGGAGAGAUGCCUGGUACUUUCUAUGCACUGAUCAACUACAAACAGCUGCCCAUGAUGAUAAGCUUCGAAUAACGUAUGCGGAGUUACUUUUAAAACACGAGUCAGAUCAUGACCACCAGAUUGAUCUAGAUAUUCCACGCACUACAGGAGAUCACAUAAUGUUUAAGCAACGUUAUGGAACAGGUCAAAAGUCUCUGUUUAAUGUCCUGAGAGCAUUUUCACUAUAUGACACCGAAGUUGGUUAUUGUCAGGGGAUGACCAAUAUUGCAGCUACAAUCUUAAUGUACUUUGAAGAAGAAAAAGCCUUUAUUGUCCUGGUUCAUAUGUUCCUACGGGACAACCUUCAUGAUCUUUACAUUCCAGGGUUUCCUAUCCUAAUGGAGAGUUUCUUUAUCCAGGAAAAGCUAUUACAACAGUACCUCCCCAAACUAUUUAACCAUUUGAAUGAGAUUGGUCUCACAAGCGAUAUAUAUUCUACUCGUUGGUACAUUACACUCUUUACAGGUGGAGUGGUAAGAUAUCACACUCUUUUGCGUAUAUGGGAUAUAUACUUUUUGAAUGGGUUUGAUAUUCUCUACGUUGUUGCCCUGGUAUUACUCAAGACCUUUCAAGAACGCCUUUUAAAAGGAGAUCUAGAGCUGUGCAUGGAACUACUUGGUUCUGUCAUGACCGUCGAUGAUGAUGAUCAAUUUAUUGCCACAGUAAGACGACUCCACGACAAGAUACAAUACCGUGGACUACUGGAAACCAUUAGGAAUCAAUACAAAUCUAAUAGCAUCAACAAUAACAAUAACAUUUAA
Molecule: messenger RNA, 1218 nt
Organism: Phycomyces blakesleeanus NRRL 1555(-)
Lineage: Eukaryota; Fungi; Mucoromycota; Mucoromycetes; Mucorales; Phycomycetaceae
Exons: 10
Coding region: 1-1218 (405 amino acids)
Source: RefSeq, a predicted model, not a curated record